AUGAUCCAAAAGGCCAAAUCGAAGCCAAUCAAUAUCUCAGAUGAUAUCAAGCCAAGAGUAAUACCCUUCUUCAUCAAAACACUUCAGGAAUACGGUACUGAUUCCUUUAUAUGGCUUGGGCCAAAACCAUCAGUUAUAAUCACUGACCCGGAACUUGUAAAGGAGGUCCUGACUAAGAUUUAUAUCUACCAGAAGCCACAAAACAUGAAUCCAUUGACCAAGUUGCUUGCACAAGGUGUAGUGAGCUAUGAAGAAGAUAAAUGGGCCAAACACAGAAAAAUCAUCAACCCUGCUUUCCAUCUUGAGAAGUUGAAGCUUAUGAUGCCAGCUUUUUAUUUGAGUUGUGAUGAGAUUUUGGGCAAAUGGGAACAGAGUCUCUCUCCAGGAGGAUCGUGUGACUUGGAUAGAGAACAGGCUGAACACAUCAUCAAGGCUUCCCAGUCGAUCUAUAUUCCUGGAUUGAGGUUUGUGCCGACUGAGAGAAACAAAAGAAUGAAAUUUAUUGAGAAGCAAGUUCAAGCAUCUUUUAGAGAUAUUAUCGAUAGAAGGGUGAAGGCAAUGAAGGCCGGGGAAGCAAAUUUUGAUGGGUUAAAUCACCUCAGAAUUGUUACCAUGAUUUUAUACGAGAGAAGCCUUGAGGAAAUCUUGGAACAUCAGCACAGUAGUUAUAGACCAUGUGUUUUUGUUGAACCCAACGGAGCCUAUUUCUUCCCUUUGCAUCCAGUUCUUGAGUUUGCCAUGUUGAGGAAUUGGAGGAAUCAAUUGAUUUCGAAGAAAGAUCCAGCAUUUGAUCCAGAUGCACAGACAUUUCCAUUGGCGUUGAAAUUCCUGGAAUGGAAUGCCGAUUGCUUGGUGGUUGGUGAAUACUCUAAUUGGAAUGUUGUCCACCAAGAAGCUGAAAUUCAUCACAAAGAGAAUUAA
This is a messenger RNA of Fraxinus pennsylvanica, 921 nucleotides long. The record is from the annotation of a GenBank genome assembly. Lineage: Eukaryota; Viridiplantae; Streptophyta; Magnoliopsida; Lamiales; Oleaceae.